Molecule: messenger RNA, 276 nt
Organism: Penicillium canescens
Lineage: Eukaryota; Fungi; Ascomycota; Eurotiomycetes; Eurotiales; Aspergillaceae
Exons: 2
Coding region: 1-276 (91 amino acids)
Biological process (GO): mitotic chromosome condensation
Cellular component (GO): condensin complex
Source: RefSeq, a predicted model, not a curated record
AUGCCGCGUGUCGCAAACAAGAUUCAUCGCCGCUCCGGCGGCACUUCGACCCCUCAUAAGAACUCGCCGGUCAAAAUACCCCUCAAUGAUGAUAUGGGCGAGAAGGCCGCGCGCAAGGAGGCCCGUCAAGCGCUGCAUGAUCGCCAGAUGAGUCAAAUCAAAGCCGCAGUCAAAACGCCUAUGCCACCCCGCCGAUACACCAGCUACAACCGUGAAGGGAGCGACAGUCCCGCGACCCCCGGGGAUCUAGUCACCGUGGCCGUGAGAGCGAUGUGA